Messenger RNA from Dentiscutata erythropus, 479 nucleotides. NCBI's taxonomy places the organism in Eukaryota, Fungi, Glomeromycota, Glomeromycetes, Diversisporales, Gigasporaceae. The record is from the annotation of a GenBank genome assembly.
AUAUUAAACAUUAUAAUGACGGAUCCGGAACAAUAUUAGUUCAAAUAGUUCGUAAAAACUCUUCUGCAACUCCCUCGGCUGCUUUGAAAAUUGAUGUUGGUUUGGGAAUUCCGUACCCAAAUUAUUGUUUUGGCAGUGAUGUAUUCUUAAGGCCUAUUCGAGUUUAUCCGCUAUAUAAUGAUCUCAUGUUGGUGGUGACGUACACGAAUGCCGCUGAUGAAAGUGAUUAUUCGACAUUUCAAUACUCCUCGGGAAAUCAUGCUUGGACACCUAAUAAUGCCGUCAUAAGAAUAAAUAUUGAUCCCAGUGACGUUAAUGUUAAAAUCUCAUUAUUGGCUGGAGAUAUAUUUAUGGUGCCUAUUGAAAUUAGUACAACAAUUAGUACCAUAGAUGGAGGUUAUGCUAUUGUAUUUGCCAAUGUCACUCCUGACAGUAGCAUAAGUAUUAAUAACCCAUUUAUGACGCACCCAGGAUUGUGA